CUAAAGUGUCCCCAUGUGCCCAUGUUGUGAAAGAAAACGUUAGUCAGUGUUGGGUGAUCGAGGUGCCUAAAUAUUUCAUGUGUGAAACUUCAGCAAGGCAGUCAAUAGGAACUCGGAUGGCUUCUGGAGAUAUCGAUCAGCUUACAGAGGCUCUGGCCAAGACUCAUGUUGGGGAAGAGCUCAGUUACAAGGGUCAAGGACUGAAGCUGAAUGAUAAACAGUCAGUGGAAGAGAUCGUGCAGGAGAUAGAACAGUUCCAGGGUCUGAAGGCGUUGCGGCUUGAAGGAAAUACUGUUGGUGUUGAAGCAGCACAGGCCAUCUCAAAGGCUCUCGAGUCCAAAAAGGAUCUGCAGCGAUGUUACUGGAGUGACAUGUUUACGGGUCGCCUUCGCUCUGAAAUUCCAUCUGCCUUGAAUGCACUGGGCAGUGCCUUAAUGAUAUCAGGGGCCAGGCUUACUGAACUGGACUUGAGUGAUAAUGCAUUUGGACCUGAUGGCGUAAAGAGCAUCGAGGCCCUCCUCAAGAGCUCCGUGUGCUACACGCUGAAGGAACUCCGGCUGAAUAAUUGUGGCAUGGGUAUUGGAGGAGGCACAAUCCUGGCUUCUGCACUGACUGACUGCUACAAGCAAUCAAGUGCUGCCGGCUCACCUCUAAAGCUAAAAGUCUUUGUAGCAGGACGUAAUCGACUUGAGAAUGAUGGCGCCACUGCACUUUCCCAAGCGUUUCAGCUGAUUGGAAGCCUCGAGGAGAUUCACAUGCCACAGAAUGGGAUCAACCACCCAGGCAUCACAGCUUUGGCCACUGCAGUGCAACACAAUCCCAAUCUGCAAGUGCUUAACCUCAACGACAAUACCUUUACCAAGAGAGGUGCAGUAGCCAUGGCCCAGGCCCUCAGGCACUUGUCUAAUGUGCAGGUCAUUAAUUUUGGAGACUGUCUGGUGCGCUCCGAAGGUGCCAUUGCCAUAACAGGAGCACUAAGCGGACUGCCUGUUCUUAAGGAGCUGAACCUGUCGUUUGGAGAGAUUUCUGAACCUGCAGCUCUGGUUGUUGCCAGGGCUAUACAGGACAAAGCUGAACUGGAGAAACUAGACCUCAAUGGAAACUGCCUGGGGGAAGACGGCUGUGAAGCUCUCAGAGAGGCCAUGGAAAGUAUGGGCAUGGGGGAUGUGCUUGGCUCGCUCAGUGAUGAUGAAGGGGAAGAGGAGGAGGAGGAGGAAGAAGAAGAGGAGAGAGAUAGUGAAGAUGAGGAUACAGAGGAAAAGGAGGAAGAUGAGAAGAACUGUAUCAAUGGGAUAAAAGAUGAAGAUGAAGGUAAAGGUGAAGGAAGCCCAGCAAAGGUAUCAUUAGGCAAUGCUGACCUCUUAUCCUUCCUUCAGUCCCCAACGUCAGAGAAACUGCUUAAUCUUGGUGCCAAGAGAGCUCUGCUCUUUGAGGAACAAGUGGAUUUUUCAGAUGCUGCUGAAAUUGCAGACAUUUUUCUUCAGCUAUCCUCAGUGUAUGAAGACGAUGCAGAAGUGAAGCGAAUUGUUUUUGAAACUGCUGAUAACCUGUUGAAGAAAGCACUUUCCUGCCCUCAGUUUCAGACCUCUAGUUUUACUUCUUCACUGUUGGUGAAACUGGGGCUUUUAAAGGGUGAGAAGAAGGCCAAGAAAGUGUGCGUCUUGCCUGGUCACCUACUUACUUUGAAGCACUGUGUUGAGCAGGACUACUUUCCUGUGGACCAGGCCAAUGUUCUCGAGGUCUUUGUGUCUCGAAAUGGCAAAGUUUUAGCGUCAUGUCCCAGUGCUAGAGAUGACCUCAAAGCCACACUGGAAAUAAGGAUCUCUGUCUAGGACCCUGUUUUAUCACAGAAAAUUCCUGGACAUACAUGUGGACCAAUGAGGCGACCAGAAUUGGUUCCAGGGACUCAAUCUAUUAUUGUCUGUAUCCAUCCAAGUCACCAGUUAUCUUUGGUUGGAGCAUUUGAAAUUGGACUAUAAUGAAACAAGUCCUUGGAGACUGAAAUGUAUAAAGUACAUUGUGAACCACUGCUUUAUUACAAACAUUUAAUGUUAAGUUAUAUUUAAAAACUUGAGUGGCUUUGAAAUUGUGACUCUACUGAGGUUUUACUUUCAUUCACAGAUUCCAUCUUAGCUAACUGAAUGAAUAACCCUAAUUGCUGUGAAAGAGCUUUUUGAGAUAUAUUUUUGAAGAUGAAUCGUCACUGAUAUUAUGUGUCAUGACAUCAACUGGUGCAGUAAGCACACACCAAGUAACUGAUUUAAGGGGAUUUCUCAAAAAUCCAUUUUAUUUUUCACCUAACUUGUUUAUCGAUUUUCUCAAAUAAUACUAGCAGUAUGCACUUGCUAUUUGGCCCGCAGAAGACUCAAUCUUGAAGAAUGGAACAAAAAUAAAAAUGUUAAUUGUGUGGGGGUUUUUUUGUUUUGUUUUUUUCUACCUGGGGAAAAAUACUUGUAAUUACUUUUUUUUUAAAACAUUGACCUAUUUUCAUACAUAAAAACAAAAACAAUUUAAAAAAGUAUUGGAGGAGGGUUUUGUAGUAACUUUUUUGUUUUCUAGCUCAUGUAGGAAAUGUAAUUUCAGAGGUGUGAUAACACCUAUAUACCGAUUUUUAUUUGAUGUGUCAAAUUUAGUAUGAUGUGAUGGUAGAAUUGAUGUUGAGCAGCUAGUAAAAGGGAACAGAAUAAAAGAUGAAAAACAUACCUCAAUACAAUUUAAAUCUCAUACUUCUGUCUGUAUGAUUAUUAUACUCGGUGUGCUUUAGUGUUUUUGUAUUCACAUUAAACUGAUGAAUUGUUUUCUGA
Neoarius graeffei (lesser salmon catfish) is the source of this 2804-nucleotide messenger RNA. It is a transcript of the gene rangap1b, whose product is annotated as Ran GTPase activating protein 1b. The record is from RefSeq and is a predicted model, not a curated record. Gene Ontology annotation, cellular component: nucleus; perinuclear region of cytoplasm; cytosol. Lineage: Eukaryota; Metazoa; Chordata; Actinopteri; Siluriformes; Ariidae. Gene Ontology annotation, biological process: signal transduction; activation of GTPase activity; nucleocytoplasmic transport. The coding region runs from base 78 to 1832 and encodes 584 amino acids. Gene Ontology annotation, molecular function: small GTPase binding; GTPase activator activity. The transcript is spliced from 16 exons.